This is a messenger RNA of Adineta ricciae, 792 nucleotides long. The record is from the annotation of a GenBank genome assembly. NCBI's taxonomy places the organism in Eukaryota, Metazoa, Rotifera, Eurotatoria, Adinetida, Adinetidae.
AUGCCGUGGUAUUGGCCAUUUAAGAACGAUGCAGGAGGACAUUCCUCAUUGGUUCAAGGUAUCAGUGAUGAUACAUUAGUCUUCUUCUUCGCUGUUGCUGCUUUUGUUGCUCUUUGGAUUUCCUAUACGAGACGACAGCGGUCAAAUGUGAUUCAUCCAGAUAAUCAACAGGAUGUUGAGUUACUACGACAACGAAAUCAAGAUCAUGAUGAUACAACAACAACAAGCCGAUCGACACGUAGUGGACGAUCUCGACAUGAGAUGUGUCCUAUUUGUCUCACCGAACCAUCGGUUUUAACUGUUGAAACUAAUUGUGGACAUGUGUUUUGUGGCAAAUGCAUUGUUUCAUAUUGGAAAUUUCAAUCGAAUUGGACCAGUGGACUGAACUGUCCCGUAUGUCGUCAGGCUGUAACGGUUCUUCUCAAGCGUUUCACUGCUGAAGAUCAAGCAACUGCAGAUAACAGUGAUCGUCAACUAGUCGUUACUAGUGUAAAAGAUUUCAAUCGACGAUUCUCCGGCGCUCCUCGAACUUGGCUUGAAUACUUUUAUGAUAUUCCAGUUUUAAUUCCGCAUAUCAUUCGUCAAAUUUUUUCAUCGGAAGGGCUAGCGUUGGCUUAUCGUGUACGAACACUUCUUAUCAUUGUAACGGUUAUCGCUUAUGUCAUUUCACCACUGGAUAUUCUUCCCGAAAGUUUACUUGGCAUCUUCGGUUUAGUCGAUGAUUUUCUCGUUGUUCUUUGCGCAGCCCUCUACGUUAUUAUUGCUUUUCGACAAAGUCUAGCACGCGGAUAG